This is a messenger RNA of Lolium rigidum, 1262 nucleotides long. Its product is annotated as F-box protein PP2-B10-like. NCBI's taxonomy places the organism in Eukaryota, Viridiplantae, Streptophyta, Magnoliopsida, Poales, Poaceae. Gene Ontology annotation, molecular function: protein binding. The transcript is spliced from 3 exons. The record is from RefSeq and is a predicted model, not a curated record. Bases 101 to 988 code for a protein of 295 amino acids.
AUAUAAAACACGGGGGAUUCAUUCGUGUUCUCCAACCCCCGCUCCUACCCAUUCCCAAAUCGAACCGAAUCGAGUCAACCGACCAGCGGCGGAGCAACCGAUGGACGCCGACGCCUGCGAGAUCGCGCGGCUGCCGGAGGAGCUCCUCUCGGCGGCGCUGGCCCGCACCUCCACGCGCGACGCCUGCCGCGCCGCCGCGGUCUCUCCGGCCUUCCGCGCCGCGGCCGACUCCGACGCCGUCUGGGCCUGCUUCCUGCCCCGCGCCCUCCCGCCGCUGGCCGACGGGGAGCUGGCCGACGCGCUGCCGCGCAAGAAGGACCUCUUCCUCCGCCUCUCCGACCGCCCCGUCCUCCUCCCGGACAGGCGCGUGAGCAUGUGGCUGGACAGGGAGAGCGGCGCCAAGUGCUACAUGCUGUCGGCGAGGGACCUCACCAUCAUCUGGGGCGACACGCCGCAGUACUGGACCUGGAUCCCUCUCGCCGACUCUAGGUUCUCUGAAGGCGCCCAACUGCGGGACGUUUGCUGGUUCGAAAUCCGUGGAAAGAUACAAAGCAAGAUGCUGUCGGAAGACACUACUUACGCCGCUUACAUAGUGUUCAAGCUGGAAGAGCGUUCCAUUGGUCUGGAUUAUCCGGCCCAGGAGGCAUCGGUCAGCGUCGGAGGAACCAGCUUGACCCGCAAGGUGUGCUUCCAUGGCUACGAUGACGACGGUGAGGCUGGUGGGGUUCCCGAGAACUAUCGGCCGAUAAUGUUUCCCCCACAGCAAAGGGUCAGGAGAAGGAACGGCCGUCCAGUUCCUCAUGGAGAGAAUGUGGGGCAGCCUCAGAAGAGAGCUGACGGCUGGAUGGAGCUGGAGCUGGGCGAGUUCUUCAACGAGGGCGGCGAAGACGGCGAGGUGUCCUUCAGCCUGAUGGAGAUCAAAGGCGGGCACUGGAAGAGCGGGCUCAUCGUGCAGGGCAUCGAGGUCAGACGCAAGGCAUCGGGCUGAGGAUCGUGCUUCUAGGAUGAUCAAACAGGCAUCCGGGGUUAAGUAAAUAAAUAAGGGAAUCGGAUGCGGUGUGUGUUUUGGAAACGCUUGCCUGUUGCUGCUAAUGCUGUGCAGAACUACAAAUUAAGUUUGUUAUUUCGUUCUUGAUCGCAAACAAAACUCUGUACACAGUUACAAACUAUGCUACCUGGAGCCAGAUGCAGGAACGAUAGAAAUGGAGUGAAAAAAAAAGUUUUUGGGGUGAGAGAGGCUCGAACUCUCGACCUCAGGAUGA